AUGAGUUAUAAUAAGAAAGUAUCAUAUUUUUACAAUCCGGAUGUGGGAAACUUUCACUAUGGUCCUGGACACCCAAUGAAACCUCAUAGAUUGUCUGUAAUUCAUAGUUUAGUUCUUAAUUAUGGUUUACAUAAAAAAAUGCAAAUUUACCGUCCUUAUCGUGCGAGUACUCACGAUAUGUGCCGGUUUCAUUCUGACGAAUAUGUGGAGUUUUUACAAAGAGUAACGCCACAAAAUUUACAAGGAUAUACAAAAUAUCUUAGUCACUUUAAUGUGGGAGAUGACUGUCCUGUUUUUGAAGGACUCUUUGAUUUUUGUUCUAUGUAUACUGGGGCAUCUUUAGAAGGAGCUACAAAAUUAAAUAAUAAUUGUUGCGACAUUGCAAUCAAUUGGAGUGGAGGUUUACACCAUGCUAAAAAAUUUGAAGCUUCAGGCUUUUGUUAUAUAAAUGAUAUUGUAAUCGCAAUUUUAGAAUUAUUAAAAUAUCAUGCUAGAGUAUUAUAUAUAGAUAUUGACGUCCAUCAUGGAGAUGGUGUACAAGAAGCAUUUUAUCUUACUGACAGAGUUAUGACAGUUUCCUUUCACAAGUAUGGCAAUUAUUUCUUUCCUGGAACAGGAGAUAUGUAUGAAAUAGGAGCAGAGAGUGGUAGAUAUUAUUCUGUAAAUGUACCAUUGAAAGAAGGUAUAGAUGAUACGUCUUAUGUACAAGUAUUCAAACCUGUUAUCUCGCAUGUGAUGGAGUUUUUUCAACCAACUGCAAUUGUAUUACAAUGCGGUGCAGAUUCUUUAGCGAAUGAUAGGCUUGGAUGUUUCAGUUUAAGUACAAAAGGUCAUGGAGAAUGUGUGAAAUUUGUUAGAGACUUACAUGUACCUUUACUUACUGUUGGUGGGGGUGGUUAUACCCUUCGUAACGUGGCACGUUGUUGGACAUAUGAAACAUCUUUACUUGUUGAUGAACAGAUCAGCAAUGAAUUACCUUAUACUGAAUAUUUAGAAUAUUUUGCACCAGACUUUACAUUGCAUCCUGAAGUUGUUACUAGACAAGAUAAUGCAAAUAGUAAACAAUAUUUAGAGGCAAUAACUAGACACGUUUAUGAUAAUUUAAAAAUGAUACAACAUUCGCCAAGUGUUCAAAUGCAAGACGUUCCAUGUGAUGCAUUACCACCAGAAGAAGAGAGGCAACCGGAACCAGAUCCUGAUUCCAGACAAAAUGUUCAAGACACGGAUAAAAUUAUUGAGCCAACUAAUGAAUAUUAUUCGGGUGAUAAAGAUCAAGAUAAAAUGGAUGUGAGCGAAACAUGAUGAAAACAAAAGAGAUCAAAUUUUUCAAAUGAAUAAAUGACAACUUCAAUUCUGA
Messenger RNA from Vespula pensylvanica (western yellowjacket), 1357 nucleotides. RefSeq names its product histone deacetylase 3 (gene HDAC3). Lineage: Eukaryota; Metazoa; Arthropoda; Insecta; Hymenoptera; Vespidae. The transcript has a single exon. Bases 1 to 1302 code for a protein of 433 amino acids. The record is from RefSeq and is a predicted model, not a curated record. Gene Ontology annotation, molecular function: histone deacetylase activity.